AUGGAUGAAGAAUACGAUGCGAUUGUCUUGGGUACAGGUUUGAAAGAAUGCAUUAUAAGUGGAAUGCUUUCCGUGUCCGGAAAAAAAGUUCUUCACAUUGAUCGCAAUAAGUAUUACGGAGGAGAAUCUGCGUCGAUUACCCCAUUAGAAGAUUUAUUUGCUAAGUUCAAUGCCCCUGCACCGGAUGAAACUUAUGGACGCGGUCGUGACUGGAAUGUGGACCUAAUCCCAAAGUUUUUGAUGGCGAAUGGCUUGCUUGUCAAGCUUUUAAUCCACACGGGCGUCACCCGGUAUUUGGAAUUUAAGUCUAUCGAAGGAAGCUAUGUGUACAAGGGUGGAAAAAUUUCAAAGGUGCCCGUCGAUCAGAAGGAAGCUUUGGCCUCCGAUUUGAUGGGUAUGUUUGAGAAGAGGCGUUUCCGCAACUUUUUGAUCUAUGUUCAAGAUUAUCAGGAAGAUGAUCCUAAAACUUGGAAAGAUUUUGAUCCAUCUACAGCGAAUAUGCAGUCCCUGUAUGAAAAAUUUGGGCUGGACAGAAACACACAGGAUUUCACAGGGCAUGCACUAGCCUUGUAUCUUGAUGACAACUAUUUGCAACAACCAGCCAGUCAAACAAUACGACGUAUAAAACUUUAUUCUGAUUCCUUGGCGCGUUACGGAAAGUCGCCUUAUCUAUAUCCUAUGUAUGGUCUUGGUGAACUGCCUCAAGGGUUCGCGCGUUUAUCUGCUAUUUACGGAGGCACUUACAUGCUGGAUAAACCUAUUGAUGAGAUUGUUCUUGGUGAAGCAGGUAAAGUUGUUGGUGUGCGUUCUGGCAAUGAAAUAGCAAAAUGUAAACAAGUUUACUGUGACCCUAGCUAUGUUCCUGACCGCGUGCGUAAGAAGGGGCAAGUUAUAAGAUGUAUAUGCCUGUUGGAUCACCCAAUAAACAAUACUAAGGAUGCUCUUUCUACUCAGAUCAUCAUACCUCAAAAGCAAGUGGGAAGGAAUUCUGACAUUUACGUCUCUGUCGUGUCCUAUACCCACCAAGUGGCAGCCAAGGGUUGGUUUGUCGCUAUGGUGUCCACUACAGUUGAGACCAAUGAUCCCGAAUCUGAAAUAAAGCCAGGCAUCGAUCUGCUGGGCCCAAUCAGACAGAAAUUUAUUUCUGUGACAGACUACUAUGAACCUAUUGACGAUGGAAGCCAGAGCCAAAUCUUUAUUUCUGAGUCUUAUGAUGCUACUACUCACUUCGAAACUACUUGUCUAGAUGUGCUUAAAAUUUACAAGAGAGGUACAGGUGAAGAGUUUGAUUUCUCUAAAGUAAAGGUAGAGUUGGGUGAAGAAGAUCAAUAA
Molecule: messenger RNA, 1332 nt
Organism: Pieris macdunnoughi
Lineage: Eukaryota; Metazoa; Arthropoda; Insecta; Lepidoptera; Pieridae
Source: the annotation of a GenBank genome assembly